AUGGCCCGAGUCAUUCCUGACAUGAUCUCAAUGAUAUGCCUCGACACUCUAUGGCCUAUAGCAAUCACUAAGUCUCAAAGGUCAUUGUCUGUUAUGACCAUGACCGGAGAUACUGCGGCUGUGUCUAUAGGGGCGGGGAAUCUACCACUUCAUGAGUGGUUCUGGGUCACACCAGGCGUUAAUCCCGUGCUACCUCCUGUCAAAAAUCUGACGCGCAUGAGGAGAGAGAACGCAAUGUACAGCAGCUGA
Enterobius vermicularis (human pinworm) is the source of this 249-nucleotide messenger RNA. The record is from the annotation of a GenBank genome assembly. NCBI's taxonomy places the organism in Eukaryota, Metazoa, Nematoda, Chromadorea, Rhabditida, Oxyuridae.